CUCACCUGGCCGCUAGCCCUUACCCCGCCGCCCACGAGGGGAGGAGCUAGUGGCGGCCCCGGCCUUGGGGCUCUACAAGCAUGGCGGGGUCGCGGCCACGGAGCUGGGGCUGGCGGGAGACGGCCUCAGGGGACGAGGCUGCGGCCGGUGGGCCCGGCCCGGGACUAUGUCGCUGCGCACAGGGGAGGCGGGCGCUGGCCGCCCCCCGGAAGCCGGCUGUGCCCGCCGCGUGGACAUCCUUCAUGGCGGCGGAGGAAAUGCAUUGGCCUGUCCCCAUGAAGGCCAUCGGUGCCCAGAAUCUGUUGACCAUGCCUGGUGGCGUGGCCAAGGCUGGCUACCUGCACAAGAAGGGUGGCACCCAGCUGCAAAUGCUCAAAUGGCCCCUUCGCUUCGUGAUCAUCCACAAGCGCUGCAUCUACUACUUCAAGAGCAGCACCUCUGCCUCUCCGCAGGGUGCCUUCUCCCUGAAUGGCUACAACCGAGUGAUGCGGGCAGCUGAGGAGACGACAUCCAACAAUGUCUUCCCAUUCAAGAUCAUUCACAUCAGCAAGAAGCACCGCACGUGGUUCUUCUCAGCCUCAUCUGAGGAUGAGCGCAAGAGCUGGAUGGCCUUGCUACGCAAGGAAAUCGGCCACUUCCAUGAGAAGAAGGAGCUCUCUCUAGACACCAGUGACUCUAGCUCAGACACGGACAGCUUUUACGGUGCAGUGGAGCGACCUAUAGAUAUCAGCCUCUCUCCAUACCCCACAGACAAUGAAGACUAUGAACACGAAGAUGACGAUGACUCGUAUUUGGAGCCUGACUCCCCGGGGCCCAUGAAGCUUGAGGAUACCCUGACACAUCCACCAGCCUACCCACCACCCCCUGUGCCUGUACCACGGAAGCCAGCCUUCUCUGAUUUGCCCCGUGCCCACUCUUUUACCUCCAAAAGCCCAAGUCCCUUACUUCCACCCCCACCCCCUAAGCGAGGCCUUCCAGAUACUGGCCCUGCUCCCGAGGAUGCUAAGAAGGACCCAAUGGGCCUGAGGCGAGCAGAUCCUGGCCUCAGGGUGCCUGCUACCCCUCGGAGAAUGAGUGACCCUCCACUGAGCAAUGUACCCACCAUGCCCAGCCUCCGGAAACCUUGCUUCCGAGACAGUAUGACCCCCAGCCCGGAACCCUGGACCCCUGGUCAUGGGACUAGCUCUGUCUCCAGCUCCACUGCCAUGGCCAUUGCCACCUCUAGGAACUGUGACAAACUCAAGUCCUUCCACCUGUCUUCCCGAGGGCCGCCCACAUCGGAGCCCCCACCCGUACCUGCCAAUAAGCCCAAGUUCCUGAAGAUAACUGAAGAAGCUCCUCCAAGGGAGGCAGCCAAACCUGGACUGUCUGUGCCCCCUGUGCCCCCUGUGGCCCCCAGGCCUCCUGUGCAGAAGAUGCCCAUCCCUGAGGCUACAGUUCGGCCUGCAGUGCUGCCUAGACCAGAAAAGACACCUCUCCCCCACCUCCAGCGAUCACCCCCGGAUGGGCAGAGCUUCAGGAGCUUCUCCUUUGAGAAGGUCCGGCAGCCCUCCCAGGCUGACACUGGCGAGGAGGACUCGGAUGAGGACUAUGAGAAGGUGCCGCUGCCUAACUCAGUGUUUGUCAACACCACAGAAUCCUGCGAGGUAGAAAGGUUGUUCAAAGCUACGAAUCCCCGGGGAGAGCCUCAGGACGGGCUGUAUUGCAUUCGGAACUCCUCCACCAAGUCAGGGAAGGUCUUGGUCGUGUGGGAUGAAACCUCUAACAAAGUGAGGAACUAUCGCAUCUUUGAGAAGGAUUCUAGGUUCUACCUGGAAGGGGAGGUUCUGUUUACAAGUGUGGGCAGCAUGGUGGAGCACUACCACACUCACGUGCUGCCCAGCCAUCAAAGCCUCUUGCUGCGCCACCCAUAUGGCUACACUGGGCCCAGGUGACAGCCAUUCCACACAGCUGUUGAGUGGAAGUAGCCAUGGGGCCACAGCCCGGCCUGCUUGCAUGGGAAGAUGAGCAGGAGUGGGCUUGAUGGCAGACCUCAUCAACAAGACUCCUAGCUUCAGUGGAUAGGCUGGAGCAGACCACAACUAUGAGAGGACUGGCUGGCUGGCCCAUCCAGCCCCUCCACGCACCACCUCUCAAGACUUCAGGGCCGAUGACCAAGUUCUGCCUGGCCUUCGAAGACACAAAAUCCAGUCCCCAUAGCAUACCCACCCUGUAGUGGGCUGGGACCAAGCCAGGCUGGGGUAGUUGGAUGGGGCCUAAGGCUGGUCCUAGGACCCAUAGAAAUGUGAAGACACAGUCUCAAGGAGGGACCACUGCCUCUUAAUAAAUCAGAGAUAACCCUUGUCUCGAUAGCCAGGGUUUGCUUGGCACUGAGGGGACAGCAGGCUCCACUGAGCGUCACCAGUGUCCAGGUAGAGAGCUACUGACCCAGCCCUGAUGGAUGAUCUUUAAUCUUCUAGGGCACAGGCUGCUAAGCGAACUGACAGGGGGACAUAGCUAAAUAAUAUCACGAUCCCUCUGGAUCAGUCAGUCCUGGCUGGAGCCUGCAGUUACUGAGUGCCUCCUGUGUGCUGGAGCUGGAGCCGGUGCUGGAGCUGGCUGUGGGCUGUGUGCAGCCCCUGGUCCGGCUUGGCUGAGCUUAGUCUAAAGCAGGUCAGCGAGUGUGAGAUGCUCAUGAUGGUGCAGUGUCCUGCGAAGCCGUGCAUGGAGGAGCCAGGAGCUUGGAAUCCAGUGGGAGGUUCUAGGAAGACGUCUAACAGGAAGUGUUGAUUAGAGUGUGGGGGGUAAGUAGGGCCUGAAUAGGCCAAGGAGGGGUGGAGAUAGUCACAUCCAGGUGCCCAAGUAGUUUGGGUGGUCUCAAUGGGUCCCCUCAGUUUCUGCCAUGUAAUUCUGCCAGGCCACACCCUGGUAAGCCAUCUAACCUGGAUGUUUUUGUGAAAAUAAACGCGUCUGGAGGUCAGGGCUGGCGGAGACCUUGGCAUCAUCGCCUUCACUGUACUUUA
Messenger RNA from Arvicola amphibius (Eurasian water vole), 3002 nucleotides. RefSeq names its product SH3 domain binding protein 2 (gene Sh3bp2). The record is from RefSeq and is a predicted model, not a curated record. The transcript is spliced from 13 exons. Gene Ontology annotation, biological process: signal transduction. Gene Ontology annotation, molecular function: SH3 domain binding. NCBI's taxonomy places the organism in Eukaryota, Metazoa, Chordata, Mammalia, Rodentia, Cricetidae. Bases 81 to 1934 code for a protein of 617 amino acids.